UCCGGAGUUCAGCUUUUGAUGUGUUCAGAAUUCACCAACAUGGAUGGAGGUGUAUUAAACUAUUAUUAAAUAUAAUGUUAACGUCAUAGAGGUUUUAUGUUUGUACAUGUGCAUGGCUAAAAUAUGUUUAUGUCAUUUAUUAUUAACAUAAGUCCCUGUGUUGAGAUGUUGCCAUAGUUACCAACGCAACAUGACACGGAGCUGCUUCACACACAGAGGUCAUCUCAUUUGUCUUUGCCGUAAAUUAUUUCAAAUAGUUUACCUGUCGGAGCUCACUUGAAACUGUAAGCAUGUACAAAGUGGAUUUGCCUGUUGACCAGUCUAUUGAAAAGGCUGUAGAAAGGAGAAGGUCUGCAGAGACUGCACGCAAGGCCAGAAUCUUCAACACCCGGGUACGUGUGAUGGGUGUUGCCCUUGAUGUUCUAAACCAACAAGUCCAGGAGAAAAAGCAUCGGCAAAACAUGGAGCAGCGACAAGACAAAGCUUUCGAUAAACUGAGACAGUAUCAUGACAACAUACUGCUGCAACAAGACACUGAAGAAAGAGAGAGGCGAGCAGCUGUGCAUGCUGACUUGGUCAAGCACUGGGUCACUCAGCAGCAUGUGGAGGACUCCAGUGAUGCUGGUCUCAAGUGUGGCCUGAAGGGGGCAUCCAUGAUCACUAUUCCAGAGAGUGAGCUGGGCCCUGCAAGUAUGCAGGUUUUUCAGGGAGAGGGGAUCAGAGAAGAGCAAACGAAGAGAGAACAAAUUAAAAAGACAGAAAGAGAUCUGCGAGUGCAGAAGGAAGACAAGGCAAGAAGACUCAUGGGAAACAAGCACCGAGAGAUGCUUGUGAGCAGAGAACUAAUGCAUCAGGACGCAAGGGGGGUUCAAGAAGCGGCACUAGAGGAGGAAUGUAAGAAAGCUCUACGCAUGGCACUCGACAACUACAACCGCGCUCUGGCUGCAGAGCAGGCAGAGAAACUGAGGGAGCAGCACAGGAGAGAGGAGAGGGAGAAUCGUGCAGAGAUGUGGCACACAUUGACAUCGGACAUGAUGACAGAGUGUGCAGAAGCAGCAGGGACGACACACCGGGUUCUGACUGACCGGUGGAAGGGGAUGAGCCCUGAGCAGCUGAGCACCAUCCAUAGGGAGAGAGAGGCACAGCGCCAUGAGAGACAGAGACAGCGUGAUGCUGAGAAGAUGCAGGAUGCAGCAUGGGACCUUCAGCUCCUGAAGCUGUCCAGAGAAGCAGAGGAUGAGGAGACAAAGGCAGCAGAGCUUAGGAGACAGAAAAGGAUUCAGAUGGACCAGCACAACGUGCAGCUGGCUCGUGAGCAGCAGACCCACCAGGAGUUCCUGAACCAGAAGCUAUACACCAACAAACCCACGAAGAACUACUUUAAUCAGUUCAACACCAGCUCUCGCUGACCAUCUCACGCUGAUCCAGGCUUGUCCUCCUGUGACAAAGUGCUAAUAAAAACCUAUUGAUUCUUGUGAAA
This is a messenger RNA of Solea senegalensis (Senegalese sole), 1480 nucleotides long. RefSeq names its product RIB43A domain with coiled-coils 1 (gene ribc1). The record is from RefSeq and is a predicted model, not a curated record. The coding region runs from base 291 to 1409 and encodes 372 amino acids. NCBI's taxonomy places the organism in Eukaryota, Metazoa, Chordata, Actinopteri, Pleuronectiformes, Soleidae. The transcript has 8 exons.